Molecule: messenger RNA, 4356 nt
Organism: Ylistrum balloti
Lineage: Eukaryota; Metazoa; Mollusca; Bivalvia; Pectinida; Pectinidae
Product: WD repeat, SAM and U-box domain-containing protein 1-like
Exons: 12
Coding region: 129-1643 (504 amino acids)
Biological process (GO): protein ubiquitination
Molecular function (GO): protein binding; ubiquitin-protein transferase activity
Source: RefSeq, a predicted model, not a curated record
CGAAUGUCAACAUGGGAAGCGUCAUAUGAUAGCUCUUAGGUUUGAUCGGCCCAGUUAAAAUUUUGGACAGACAUCAUUAAGUGCCUUUGAACUGCAAGACUCUUUAUUCAGUACAUACAGUAAUCAAAAUGUCUAGCACACAAACAUCUUUAGUUGCAAGUCUGGUACACACAAUCAGUGCCCAUACAUCUGAUAUCAACUGUGUGGCUUUCUCUACCGACAAUAAACUUGCCACCAGUUCCGGUGACAAAACUACACGUCUUUGGGAUGUCAAUGACUUCAGUGAACUCUCCAGUUCUCCAUUGUGUGGUCACACAUAUUAUGUACAUUGUUGUGCAUUUUCUCCUUUUGGGACAACAGUAGCAACCUGCUCUACUGAUGGUAAACUGAUUCUUUGGGAUGUACAGAAUGGAAAAAAGUUGGCAAUGUUACAACAUCAGAAACAGAAUGGUAUACGUGUGUGCAGAUUUUCUCCCAAUUCCAAGUAUCUGAUAUCAGGAAGUGAUGAUGAAACUGCUUGUUUGUGGAAUGUGCAACAUCACAAAUUGCUCAGAACCUUUUCUGAACAUGAAGCAUCGAUUGUUGGAUGUGCUUUCUCCCCAGACAGCAACUAUGUGGUGACUGGUUGUUCAAAUGGCAACCUGCGUGCCUGGGAUACCAACCACGGACACAUCAAACACUUAGCCUACAUCCUGGAAGGUCAUGACCUUGGAGUGACAUGUUGUGAUUUCUCACCAACUUAUGGAUCUGCUCGUGAGGUUUAUAAAGAUGGCAGUAUCUGGUUCCUAUUGGGGACCUGCGGACAAGACAGUCUGGUCAAGCUAUGGGUGUUCCAUACACAACUGGGCAGUACAACGGUCAAUUUGACAGAAGUACACAAAUUAGUUGGACACAGUGGCCCUGUCAUGUCCUGCUGUUUCUCACCAAACGGUCAACUUCUUGCAUCUGCAUCAAUUGAUAAAACCAUCAGACUGUGGGAGCCUGCAACUGGAAGCUCACUGCACAUAAUAUCUGGACAUUCACGAUAUGUGACCUGUUGUGCCUUCUCCAGCAACAGUCAAUUCCUGGCUUCUGGAUCAAAUGACAAGACUGUUUUAAUAUGGAAGAUCACUACACAAGGUGAAGCCAUUGAUAAUCUUAAGGCUGACCAGGACAGAAGAGCUUUGGAUGAGCAGAGCUAUAUGACUGUGAAGCCUAUAGCCCAGUGGACAGUGGAGGAUGUUUGUAACUGGUUAAGUACAAUCGGAAUGGGGCAUUACACAGACAACUUCAAGUCUAAUGACAUUGAUGGCACAGAGUUGGUCAACCUCAACAACGAAAUGCUCGUCUCAUUGAGAAUUGAUGCACUCGGUCAUAGAAACAAGAUCCUUAGAGCCAUGAAGUGCAUCAGUGUGAAAAAUGAACAGUCUCUAAAAGACCCAGAUGCUGGCAUUCCAGAUGAGUACCUGUGUCCAAUCACCAGAGAGGUGAUGAAAGACCCAGUCAUAGCUGAGGAUGGGUACACUUAUGAGAGAGAGGCCAUCACAGCAUGGACAUCCAAAGGCAAAGACAGAAGUCCAAUGACCAACGCCAUAUUGUCCACUAAACAGCUCACUCCAAACCGCAGUCUAAAGAUGCUUAUACAACGUCACCUGAAUGGAUAAAAACCCAACUAUUACAGACUUGGAUUAUUAUUAGGAGUUGCCACUGUAUUUAUGGAUAUGCUCAGUGUCAAAGUUUUUCCUUUCAUCUUAGUAUUUUUUGUAAGUUCCUGGGACUUGAAGGUUUUAAAGUUUUGUCACAAUCUGAAAUUUUGACUCAUCCGACAAAAGGCUGAAAGAAUGGAUGCAAAACCCAUUAAGAAAUAAAUACAUGAAAGUCAGGAGUCUGUUCAAAUCUCGUUAGCUUCUAACGUAGUCACAUUGAUAGGCAAGAUGCCAUUAAUUGGGGUCACAUUUGCAGUUAAAAUGACAUGUUGGAGUCACAGCUGUCAAGAUAUCUCCUGCUGUCGUGUGUAUAUAUAUAGAUGUUAAGAACGACCUUGUCAUCAACUUGUUUAAAUACUGAUAUGACUUGUGCUGAGAGGACCAUUUUAAAGCUUUAUUUGUAAAUAUUGAUACUAAUUUACCUCCAGGAUAUUAGUGACGGAGUUCCUCCUCGUAUUCUGAUGGUUUUAUAGCCCCAGGAUCAUAAAACAUUCCAUUAAUUAUCUGUGAACAUUUGUGUAUAAUUAAGAAUUUACGUAUUUAAUUUUCUAUAAUUCUACACUCAUACUAUAGUUUGAUAAAGAAUGAAAACUAGAGAAUGCUGUUCCUGUUUCAAUCACUGGCAUGUCUUAGGAGCUUUAUGACCCUGGAGCUAUUUAUAAACCCAGCUGUUAUUAGGCCAGUUAUUUCUAUGUUAAAUGGCCAUCAGAUAUUAUUUUAUGAAGUGAAGAGUCUGUUUUAUUAAGAAUUUCUAUUGUUUCACUACGUAAGUUUGUACAAAGGGUAAUGUGUAGUAUCGUGUUUCUCAACCAAAGUAUAAUGUUAAAAAUCAAACUUCCCUGAUGAUAUUUUUUUAUGAUCAAAUUGGAUAUUUUAACUCAGAAUUGUUUUUAACAUUUAUAAUCAAAUUGAAACACGGUUGUUAUUACUGUUAGUAGAAAUGAAUCACUUUAACGGCCCAUUACAGUUUGAUGUAGAUAUGCGGUACAAUAACCUUUACAGACACAUAUGUGUUUAGAAAAUACAUUUGUUUAGAAGUGCUUUAUGAUGUACAGCGUACAUCCCCUUGGUUGUGAGAAUUAUGCUGAUGUUAAGAUGAAAUCUAGCAGGAUUGUGUUGUGCACACCAUAGAUGUGUGAUGGUAUAGUACUACAGCAGUGGCGAUGUGUUGCUUUAUUAGCCGCUUGUAUCGUGGAAUAGAAGAUCAAUAUUUGUAAUUAAAUUAAUCUGAGGUAGAUGCCAAGACCAGUAUCAUACUUUCUUUUUACAUGUUUAUCUACAAGUAUAACCAGGAAGUGUUUUAUAAACCACAGAAUCAUGUAGAGACAUCCAGGUCACUCCAAUCAUGUUAUCAGCUAAAGAUAAGAUGACCUGGAGUUUGUGAAACUCAUUAUUUGUGCAAGUGUUGUUGUCUUUUGUUGUUGUUGUCUUUUUUUGUCUUUUUUAUAAAAUCAGAACAAGUCAUUCAAAUAACUAAAAAAAGUGUAUAACUUGUAUAAGUAAUUAAUCUUUUUAAAAUUUUGUUGUUUUUUAUUGUGUGAUUAGAAACAGAAUUUAGUGUCUAAUCAAAAUAAUCUUGGUGUUAAAUAUGUAGAAGUAGGAUCUCCUGUUAUACACAGUAUUUUAUACACUUUAUUUUAUAUACCUGUAACUGACAUAUAACUAUUUUCUGAAUUAAAAGCAAAUUAAGCAGGUGUUAUAGGAAUAGAAAUCCAAUUAUAUCAUGAUCUGUAAGAUUUAUAUAUGUAGAAAUCCAAUGUUAUCUGUUAUAUAACACAGAUUUUGUAUAUAUAGAAAUCCAGUGUGAUCUAUGGUCACAUUACACAGGUUUUUGUAUAUAUAGAAAUCCAGUGUGAUCUAUGGUCACAUUACACAGGUUUUGUAUAUAUAGAAAUCCAGUGUGAUCUAUGGUCACAUUACACAGGUUUUGUAUAUAGAAAUCCAGUGUGAUCUAUGGUCACAUUACACAGGUUUUGUAUAUAUAGAAAUCCAGUGUGAUCUAUGGUCACAUUACAAAUGUUUUGUAUAUAUAGAAAUCCAGUGUGAUCUGUCAUAUUACACAGGUUUUGUAUAUAUAGAAAUCCAGUGAUCUAUGGUCACAUUACACAGGUUUUGUAUAUAUAGAAAUCGAGUGUGAUCUGUCAUAUUACACAGGUUUUUGUAUAUAUAGAAAUCCAGUGUGAUCUAUGGUCACAUUACACCGGUUUUAUAUAUAUUGAAAUCCAGUGUGAUCUAUGGUCACAUUACACAAGUUUUGUAUAUAUAGAAAUCCAGUGUGAUCUGUCAUAUUACACAGGUUUUUGUAUAUAUAGAAAUCCAGUGUGAUCUAUGGUCAUAUAAAAAAGUUUUUUUCAAAUAUAGAUAACCAGUGUAUGUUGAAAGUCAGUGUUAUCUUAUCAGAUUAACUUCAUUGAAAAUUUGGACUGUAAAAACACUAAACUAAAAAUCCAUAGAUUAUAUGGUAAUGGUGUGUGAACCUGAUCCAGUUAUAAUGAAGACUUGUGUUCACUAAAUGGUGACAAACUUUCUGUGAUAAAAUUGUUUUACAAACUGCUCUGAACGGACAAAAGUUAUGUUCAUUCAUGAAAAUGUUAACAUUGUAAGAGAUUUCAUUUCCCCUGAAAAGUUUUUUUCAUGUUAAGUGAAUUUUGUAUUAUCUGGAAUUCGAAAA